Messenger RNA from Mugil cephalus (flathead mullet), 817 nucleotides. Its product is annotated as parvalbumin, thymic-like. The transcript is spliced from 4 exons. The record is from RefSeq and is a predicted model, not a curated record. Bases 367 to 699 code for a protein of 110 amino acids. Gene Ontology annotation, molecular function: calcium ion binding. Gene Ontology annotation, cellular component: nucleus; cytoplasm. NCBI's taxonomy places the organism in Eukaryota, Metazoa, Chordata, Actinopteri, Mugiliformes, Mugilidae.
ACAACCACAAGCAGGCAGCGAGCAUGGCUGGAAACACGAGCGAAGAGGAAACGCAGGCCAGCCAGGUUUCAUCCAGAUGCACCAAAUAUAACCCCGGCGAGUGCUGUUUUGUUUACAGACAGACGCUACCUGCUUGCGUUGUGCUAUAAGGCCACGGUGACCUCUGACCCCUGCAGAAAGCUGUCUAGAAAGCGCAGCUUCACGCACACACGUAGGCUUUGAUGGCUGAAGUGGUCAGCUGCAGGUGACAGCGGACAGAAGGACACGGGUGGUUUCUGACAUUGGAGGGUGAAGUUUGUCCACUGUCACUGGUUGCUUCUUUCUGCCCAUAACUGGUCACACAUUGCACCAGGCUGCCACACGACCAUGGCUCUCACCGACCUCCUAGCAGCUUCAGACAUCACUUCUGCAAUUAACGCGUGUAAAGCAAAGGAUUCCUUUAGCCCGAAGACGUUUUUCAAAACGGUGGGUUUAUCCAAGAAAAGUCCAACAGAAAUUGAGAGGGUCUUUCAGACUUUGGACCAGGACAAAAGUGGCUACAUAGAACAGGAUGAGCUACAGCUGUUCCUGCAGAACUUCUCCAAGGGAGCGAGGCCGCUUACUGCAGCCGAGACCAGAGCCUUCCUCCUGGAGGGAGACUCAGAUGGCGACGGGAAGAUCGGCUGGGAAGAGUUUUCUGCACUGGUCAAGUCUGCGUGAUCCCUAAGUGCCUUGAGAAAAUCUCAGGAGUGGAUAACUUUUUAUGAUGCUUGUAUGUGUUUAGACUAAUAUCUGUUUUACUUUUAAUGAAACGUAAUAAAACAAGUCUUGCCUCUCU